This is a messenger RNA of Theobroma cacao (cacao), 1276 nucleotides long. Its product is annotated as bidirectional sugar transporter SWEET9-like. Gene Ontology annotation, biological process: carbohydrate transport. Gene Ontology annotation, cellular component: membrane. Lineage: Eukaryota; Viridiplantae; Streptophyta; Magnoliopsida; Malvales; Malvaceae. Gene Ontology annotation, molecular function: sugar transmembrane transporter activity. The record is from RefSeq and is a predicted model, not a curated record.
AAUGGGAUUGAGGAGUGUUGGGACUUGAAGUUGGUCAUUGGUGAGAAAGAGGUGUCAUAUCCAUUGUUUCAGUCUUUUGACAUUAUCAACUGCAAUACUAGAAUGGGAUUCUUGGCACCUCAUCAUCAGCUGGCUUUCAUAUUUGGUCUCUUAGGAAACAUUGUUUCGUUCUUGGUGUUCUUGGCACCAGUGCCAACUUUCUAUCAAAUUUGCAAGAAAAAAACUGCUGAAGGUUACCAUUCAAUUCCUUAUAUGGUUGCACUUUCCAGUGCAAUGAUGUUGCUGUACUAUGGUAUACUUAAGACGAACGCGGUUCUGAUCAUCAGCAUCAACGUCAUAGGAUGUGCUAUAGAAAUUGUCUAUCUAGUUUUAUACAUUAUAUAUGCUCCUAAGAGGGAAAAGGUUUCAACAAUGAAGUUCAUACUGCUGUUCAACAUGGGAGGCUAUGGCUUGAUCAUCUUACUCACCAAUUUAUUAACAGAAGGGUCCAAACGUGUGACUGUCAUGGGAUGGAUCUGUGCUGUUUACAAUGUUGCCGUAUUUGCUUCUCCUUUAAGCAUCAUGAGGCAUGUCGUAAGGACUAAAAGUGUGGAACACAUGCCAUUUUCUCUUUCCCUUUUCCUCACGUUAUGCGCCACGAUGUGGUUCUUCUAUGGACUCUUCAUGAUGGAUUUCUUCAUUGCAUUGCCAAAUGUGUUGGGAUUUUUGUUUGGAAUAGCUCAAAUGAUCCUCUAUGUCACAUACAAGAAUGCAAACAAGGACGUUGAAAUGCAGAAAGAAGUAGAUAUAGAGUUAAAGCAGGGCUCAUUGGAGGAUGUAAAUCCAUGCAAAGCAGAUCAACAACAAAAAAUGAAGGAAAUUAAAAUAAAUGUCACUGAGAAGCCUGUUGAAUCAGACAAGAUGAAUAAUGUUUGGUCCCGUCAAUGGAGAAACAGCAAAUCCAAGCUUGAAAGACAAAGUUCCAUGUCAAGGAUGGAAGACAGAUACCUUGUACGGAGGGAAUACUAACAGAUUCUUUUUUCUUUUUCUUUUCUCCUCUUCCAUUUUGAUGGUCUUCUUCCCAUGUGCUAUUAAGUAGUAAUAAGGUACUGUAAAAUAGAGUGCAAUCUCUGUGGAAACAACUUGUAUUGAUCAAAUGGCUUCCUUAUCUGUUUGAGCUGUCCCCUAUGGAUCCGUUUCCUUUCAGAUCCUCUGGUUUUUUACCAGAUUUGUGCAUAUUCUGGAUAUUUAAUAAAAUUUCCGUUUUGACUGAGAAAAAAAAACGGCUUCCUUAUCA